Molecule: messenger RNA, 1044 nt
Organism: Sphenostylis stenocarpa
Lineage: Eukaryota; Viridiplantae; Streptophyta; Magnoliopsida; Fabales; Fabaceae
Source: the annotation of a GenBank genome assembly
AUGGAUUUAGAGUUGGAAUAUCAAGAAGAGUACAGGACGAACUCGAGAGGAGUGCAACUCUUCACCUGUAGAUGGUUGCCGUCGUCGUCCUCUCCAAGGGGCCUGGUUUUUCUCUGCCAUGGCUAUGGCAUGGAGUGCAGUAGCUUCAUGAGAGAAUGUGGGGUAAGACUAGCGUGUGCCAAGUAUGCUGUGUACGGUAUCGAUUAUGAAGGACAUGGACGUUCUGAAGGUGCUCGUUGUUACAUCAAGAAGUUUGAUAACAUAGUUAAUGAUUGUGAUGACUUUUUCAAGUCUGUUAGUGUGCUCCAAGAGUACAAGGGAAAGGCUAGGUUCUUGUAUGGAGAGUCCAUGGGAGGGGCAGUGAGCUUGCUUUUGCAUAGAAAGGACCCUUCAUUCUGGGACGGUGCAGUUCUGGUGGCUCCCAUGUGUAAGAUAUCAGAGAAGGUGAAGCCACACCCAGUGGUGGUCAACAUUUUGACUAAAGUGGAAGAUAUAAUUCCGAAGUGGAAGAUAGUUCCCACAAAGGACGUCAUCAAUUCAGCCUUCAAAGACCCUGCUAAACGAGAGAGGAUAAGAAAAAACAAGCUGAUAUACCAGGACAAGCCCAGGCUAAAAACAGCAUUAGAAAUGUUAAGAAUCAGCAUGAGUCUAGAAGACAGCUUAUAUAAGGUGACACUGCCAUUUUUUGUAUUGCAUGGAGAAGCAGAUACAGUGACUGACCCAGAAGUAAGCAGGGCAUUAUAUGAGAGGGCGAGUAGCAAAGAUAAAACCAUAAAAUUGUACCCAGGAAUGUGGCAUGGCUUAACAUCGGGGGAGACUGAUGAGAACAUCGAAGAAGUCUUUGAGGACAUUAUAAUGUGGCUGGACAAACACACCAGCAAUCCCACUCAUGCUUCCCAACAACAAGUUGAAACUUAUAACUCUGGCAUUGAGAGAUUGACCACAAUUACAUCACCAGCAAAGAUUGUAAAGCAAGCAAACGGGCGAAGAAGCUAUCUUUGUUGCUUGAAAGGAAACCGCUUGCUAUACCAUUCAGCAAUUUAG